CUAGACUUGCAUGGUAGGGACAGUGUGUGGGAGAAGUGAAGCAAAGCGUGAAAAUUAAAAAAAGAAAAAAAAAGUUCAAGAUCAACACGGAAUAGACAACUGGAGUUCGUUUUGUUUUAAUAAAUAAUAAAUAAAAAGUUGUUUUGCUCCGAUCGCGUCUAUACACAGCACGUUCUGGACCUAAACAACAUUCUGGGCUGGUCAGUACAGUGAUUUACACAGCGAGACAGGAGAGACCAGCCCCGCACAGAACAGUGUAAAACUGACGCAUGACAGACGUUAUUAAUUUGUUUUGGAUCAGAAACCUGCAUGUUCACGUUUUUGGUUGAAGAUACAAGUGGGUCCACUCACAUGCAAGCAGGACAUGAAAACACAGCGGUUUCAAGGUCCACAGUGCAGCCUAAGAGCUCCUUCUCUCUUCUCCCAUCCACAAACGGCUGGGGUUUCAGACGGAGGAAGCGGAAGCAGAGUAAGAGAGAUGAAGACUCCCUCAGCCUUUGCAGCCUGGACACCCAGGAGCCCAGUAGCAAGCGGGUGAAGCCUCUCUCCAGGGUGACAUCUCUGGCCAGCCUCAUCCCCCCUGUGAAGACCACGCCUCUGAAGAGGAUCGGCCAGACCCUGCAGCGGUCCAUCAGCUUCCGCAGCGAGAGCCGCUCUGAGAUCCCCACCCCGCGGCCCUGGUCCCGCAAUGCCCCCCCUGCGAUCACCAAGCGCAGAGACAGCAAGCUGUGGAGUGAGACCUUUGACGUGAGAGUCAACCAAAUGCUCUCCGCCAAGGAGAUCAAGCGGCAAGAGGCAAUCUUUGAACUAUCCCAGGGAGAACAAGACCUAAUUGAAGACUUGAAGCUCGCCAAGAAGGCCUAUCAUGACCCCAUGCUGAAGCUUUCCAUUAUGACAGAGCAGGAGCUCAACCAGAUAUUUGGGACUCUGGACUCUCUCAUCCCUCUGCACGAAGAUCUUCUGAGCCGUCUCCGAGAGGCCAGGAAGCCGGACGGAUCGACGGAGCAUGUCGGCCACAUCCUGGUAGGCUGGCUGCCCUGUCUGAACUCCUACGUCAGAUACUGCAGUAACCAGGUGGCGGCCAAGGCUCUGCUGGACCACAAGAAGCAGGACCACCGCGUGCACGACUUCCUGCAGCGCUGCCUUGAGUCGCCCUUCAGCCGCAAGCUGGACCUCUGGAACUUCCUGGACACCCCGCGCAGCCGGCUGGUGAAGUACCCACUGCUGCUCCGAGAGAUCCUGAAGCACACAGCCAACGAGCACACAGACCAACAGCACCUGGACGAGGCGAUCAACAUCAUUCAGGGAAUCGUGGCGGAGAUCAACGUGAAGACGGGGGAGUCGGAGUGCCAGUAUUACAAGGAGAGGCUGGUUUACCUGGAGGACAACCAGAGGGACCUUCUCAUUGAGAACUCCAGGGUGCUGAGCUGCCACGGGGAGCUGAAGAACAACAGAGGAGCAAAACUCCACGUGUUCCUGUUCCAAGAUGUCCUGGUCCUCACACGAGCAGUCACCCUGAACGAGCAGCUCUGUUUCCAGCUCUACCGGCAGCCCAUCCCUGUGAAGGAUCUAGCAUGGGAGGACCUGCAAGACGGAGAGAUCCGCCUGGGGGGAUCAAUCCGCGGGGCCUUCAGCAACAAUGAGAGAACCAAAAACUUCCUCCGGGUGACCUACAGGAGCGGCUCCCAGCUGCAAGCCCAUCUGCUCCAGGCCAACGACAGCUUCAACAAGCAGCAGUGGCUCAACUGUAUCCGGCAGGCCAAGGACGCGGUGCUGCAGGCCUGCGUGGACUCUGUGGCGGGGCGGUCCCCAGACGCACAGCCUCUCCGGGACUCUGUGGGUAGCAGGUACCCAGAUGCACAGCCUCUCCGGGACUCUGUUAGGGGCAGGUACCCGGACCCACAGCCCCUCCUCUCGCCCGGGGGAAGCAACAGCAGCAACACAUCACAGGAAAUAACAAAGUCUGACCAAAUGGACCACUCGGGUAGUGAGUCAGACUACAGCAUGGACACCAGCGAGAUGAGUGUAGACUGUGAACAGAUGGAACAAACAGAUCAACACAGCAAACCUCUGGAGAGCAACGUCUGAGUGCAGGGGAGGGCUGGGGGGGGUGGGGGGGGCAAGCAAACAGAAACACUGUCGUGUGCGUCACGUCUUCAACAUGUACAGUAUUGGAAUUCUGCAGAGGGUGGGGCAUUGGGAAGGAGCAGUUUGGAGAAGCACUUUUUAUUUCUCGUGAUGAAGCCAGCAGUUUCGUGACUAUAGUACUGUAACAGCCAGUUCUGUCUGAAUAUCUGUGUCUAGUCCUGUGUAACGUUUCGUGGUAGAUGGAGGUACUUGACCAGAAAGCUGUCAUUGCAAUCCUGCUGGAAAACUCUUGGUUUUCUUUCUUGCUACUGUCCUCCUGUGGGUGGCUGACCUGACUCCCCUCUCAAAGAAAGCUGUCAAAUUCAGGGUGAUUAAGAAUACUGUCAGGUGGUGCAUCAUGGGAUCAAUCAUGUUGUCAGAGAAGGUGCAUAGCCAAGUUUUGGCUUCAAUUUAGUACUACUGUUCAAUCAAUGAGAUAAACAACAGAAAAACUAUUUAUUUAGGAUAGAUUUGUAGAAUGUUUACAAGUCCUGUUGAUGACCAACAGAAUGUUUAGGACAAUCAGAAGAGCAACCGGGAUCAAAAGCCAGUCCGUGUGCAGGCCCUGGCAUUAUGCAUUGUGUGUGUGCAUUUAUUUCAGGACUGUUAGCCUGCACAGGGAGGAAGAGGGUCAUUGUGUGUGCAGGCUAACAGUCCUGAAGUAAAUGCACAGUCUGCCAUCCUCACUGGGGUGGUCUCGGUCUGUCUGCUGCCAAUGGAAAUGAACAGGACUGGUCUAAAAUCAGAUGGAGACGUGGCAUUAUAUUGUACAUUUGUCAAAUAUGGGGGGGGGGGGGGGGGGGGGGGGGGGAGAGAUGGGAAUUUUGGAAAAGGAUAUUUACUUAAUAUUAGAAUAAGCUGAAGUGGAAGGAGUUACUCUUCUGAAUAUUGUGGCCCAUGAAUGUUAAUAAAAGUGAAAAGCCCCACACUGUUUUGUCAGGCACUGGCUGUGUUCUGCCUUUGUACCUUGUUUAACUCCUGAUAACUGAAGCGGGUUAUUCCAGAAGGCUGUGUCUGUCUGCAACAGUGAGCUGCUGUCCCUUUCAAAAUAAAGAGUCUUACAGCACACGCUAAUAUACAGGCACACUGUUGACACAGUUUCCAGCCCAAUUACAUCAAAAAGGCCUUAAUGUGAUCAAAAAGAAUGUCUGAUGCCAUAAUGAAUCAGUUUUACAUGAGACAGACAGAACCUACAUAGCAGAAAUGUAACUGCUAAAUUAUUGCCAAAAAGUCAUUUUUUUAUUUGUACUUUUUUAAAUCUCAUAUUAUAGAAUGUUUGUGUCAUUCUGCUCUUUGUAAAUACAGCGAGGUCACUUGCAUUAAGAGAUCAGUGUGGCGCGGGGUAAUCCGUAUGAAACAAGGUAUAUUCCUUUCUUAUUUUUUAUAAGUAUUGUCUGAUUGUAUUCUUUAGACUUUUGUUUGUGUAUUUCUAGUUUGUACACUUGGUGUAAGAGGGUUGUGGUUAUUUGGCAAUGCUUCCCAUGUUGUUCAAGGUUGCAUAUGUGGAGUUGAUUUGUAAGAGUUCAAGGCAGACCUGGGAAAGGCGAAUGCUGACAGGGUCAGAAUAUGGAGUGAAGACUUCAUGUAUUUUCUUGAAGGCAAUGGCACGUUUUAUAUUUUUAUUAAACGCCACAUAGAAAGAAAGAGGUAUGUUGUGAGAUGGUUUGUGGAGAUGAAUUUUGAAAUGAUAUCUGAAAUAUUUUUUGUAACUUCCAUGAAGCAUUACCAAAUAAAGGAUGUGAAGUCUGA
Polyodon spathula (Mississippi paddlefish) is the source of this 3876-nucleotide messenger RNA. RefSeq names its product rho guanine nucleotide exchange factor 3-like. The coding region runs from base 310 to 2088 and encodes 592 amino acids. Gene Ontology annotation, biological process: intracellular signal transduction; positive regulation of Rho protein signal transduction. The record is from RefSeq and is a predicted model, not a curated record. The transcript has 12 exons. Gene Ontology annotation, molecular function: guanyl-nucleotide exchange factor activity. Lineage: Eukaryota; Metazoa; Chordata; Actinopteri; Acipenseriformes; Polyodontidae.